GACACAACAAUUAAAGAAGCCGUCGGAAUUAAUUAGCAGACAGCGGCGAGAAGAGAAGACCCGUAUCAAGACUACAACAGGGUUUAUGACUGACCAAGUGCUUUUCUUGACAAAGAAGGGGAGGGUGCUCUUUAAAGCUGUACUGUUAUAGGUGAAAGAAUGUACGAGUGGGUGGUGGUGCAUAAUAAUUUGGGGAGACGGAGAGAUGAGCGAGCGAAGCCGUACUAGGAGUAGAAUGUUUGAUGAUCAAAUGGCAGUGGUGCUCGGGAAGCUUGGAGACGACGAUCCUUGUGAUCAGGAGGAGGAGGAGGAGGGCCAAAGCACGUUGUUGGACCGGUACGAGAGGCUCUCCUUCGAGGUUCAUUUGAAACAGGCCAUGCUGGGGAGGAGUCUGUCUGAGCCAUCAUCAUCUGCUGUGGCCAGGACAAGGGCAGCUGGCAGUGGCGCGGCCCAAAAGGGCAAACAAGGUGGUGCAGCGGCCGGACACCGUAAGUCUGCAAUUCACAGAGUUGUCAGGAUGCUGAUCAAGCCAUUAGUUGUGGGCACGAGCAGGGUGUUUGCGAGAAAGGAUGGUGUUCGGUCGUCGUCAACUCCGGUCGUACAAGGGAAAGACCACCGCAGUUGGUGCUUGCAAAUGUGUAUGGAUCAGCGCUUAAACAGAGGGGUGGUGCCACCGAGAAAGCUGCUUCUGUAAUUCGAGUGGAACCGAGCCACAGGCCUGGCGCUUCUCAUCCACAUAAACAAAUUUCCAUAAAAAUGUCAGCAGCCAGCGCUUGGUCGUCUUAACUCGUCGAUUCAGAAUGAAAAUCAGAGGUCACCUCUU
Coffea arabica (coffee) is the source of this 823-nucleotide messenger RNA. RefSeq lists its product as uncharacterized. NCBI's taxonomy places the organism in Eukaryota, Viridiplantae, Streptophyta, Magnoliopsida, Gentianales, Rubiaceae. The record is from RefSeq and is a predicted model, not a curated record.